AUUUAGGAAAACAAAUGGAUAUGCUAAUUUGCAGUUACCACUUAAAAACCGUAACCAAGUUCCAUAGUCUCAAAUUCUCAGUUGAGCUUCCAAUUCCAUGGCGUUUUGGCGCCUCAUCCUUUCCAAAACCCCAAACCCUAAACCCUCACCUCACCUCCCAAACCUUAACCACUCGCAGCCCUCACUCCUCCUCCACCAAACCUCGCCGUUCUCCACCUCCUUCCUCAUCACCAAAACCCCCAAAAAAUUCAGAAAAAAACGCAAGAAGGACGAAAGCCCUCGGACCAAGCUAGUCCAGACCCAACCCAACCUCAUCCCCCACUUCGAACACAUCGUCGAGCGCGACGCCUACUUUCGAUUCCUCACCAAAUCCAAAGAUUUCCUCUCCAAGCAGCCCCACCGCGUCCUCCGCCUCGAGGACGCCGGCAAGCUCUACCGCGAACUCGGCUUCCCCCGCGGCCGAAAAGUCGCCCGCUCCCUCCAGCGCCACCCCCUCAUCUUCCAGACCUACCGCCACGAUGACAAUAAAAUGUGGAUCGGCUUCACCGACUUCAUGGAAGCUCUGCUCGAAGAGGAGCGAGUCAUAAUCGACUCAAUGGAGUUGGACCGAGUCAACAACGUUCGUAAAUUGCUCAUGAUGUCCGCCAACAAGCGUAUCCCUCUGAGUAAAAUCUACCAUUGCAGGUCGAUUUUCGGAAUUCCUGAAGAUUUUAGGGACAGGGUUUCGAAAUACCCUAAUUUUUUCAGGAUUGUGGUUGAGGAGGAUGGGAAGAGAGUGCUUGAACUGGUGAAUUGGGAUCCGUUGAUGGCGGUGAGCGCGAUGGAGAGGGAGUUCAUGGUGGAUGAGGAGAGAGUGAAGAGGGCUUUUCGGUUUCCAGUGAAGCAUGGGAAGGAUUUGGGUCUGGAGAUAGAGGAUGAGAGGAAAUUGAACAUGUUGAACUCACUUCCACUGGUUUCGCCAUAUUCGGAUGGAUCAAGAUUGGACCUUUGGACUCUGGAAGCCGAGAAGUACAGGGUAGGAGUGUUGCAUGAGUUUUUGAGCUUGACAUUGGAGAAGAGGGCUUCCAUACACCAUGUUGUGGAGUUCAAGGAGGAGUUUAGCUUGACUAAGCAUACUUAUCAGAUGCUUUUGAAGCAGCCCAGAACGUUUUAUCUUGCUGGGACGGAGAUGAAUUGGGUUGUUUUUCUGAAAGAUGCUUAUGACCUAGAUGGGGUUUUGAUUGAGAAGGAUCCCCAGGUGGUGUUCAAUGAGAAGUUGUAUAAGCAUGCUGAUAUGAAGGAAAUGGGACAGGGCUGUGUUGAUCAAUGAAAUGAUAAAGAGGUUUAAGAAAAACUUGAGUUCUUUUCUUGAGCUUCAAGGAAAAUUGGGCUACAACGAAAUCGGCAAUGCAUCAUAGAUAGCUUGGCUAGCCUUCCUUGACAGGAUUUUCGAGGUUUUUGAAGUCAUAAGAGAAAUCAUGUGAUGUAACCUUGGGGCACUAUUUGGAAAUUUGGAUUAUUUAUCCCCAUUGAUAAUCCAUAUAUUGGUAUCCUUGGCAGAUAGUGUUUUAGCGCAGUGGCGGAAAGCAAUAACGCCUAUGCAAUCCGGUGUGGGUUUGAUCCCCAACGAUCUCCCUCCCACCUAACAUUUAACAAUUUAACCACUCAUGCUAUCAUUUGUCA
This is a messenger RNA of Pyrus x bretschneideri (Chinese white pear), 1662 nucleotides long. RefSeq names its product protein WHAT'S THIS FACTOR 1 homolog, chloroplastic. NCBI's taxonomy places the organism in Eukaryota, Viridiplantae, Streptophyta, Magnoliopsida, Rosales, Rosaceae. The record is from RefSeq and is a predicted model, not a curated record. Gene Ontology annotation, molecular function: RNA binding. The transcript has a single exon. The coding region runs from base 98 to 1309 and encodes 403 amino acids.